CAUUUAUGAGUCUCAAGAACAGAUUUAUUGUCCACUGGAGAAUCACUGGUUGUGUAUAUAAAUGCGAGUGUGUGUUGGGCUGGAGAGAGAGAGACAGCUGACACAGAGAGGAGAUUUACUCACAGCAUAUCUUCAACUGCUCAAACAACAUGUCUCAGCCGGGUCAGGAGGAAGAUGAACAAAUACAGCGUCCUGAGGUGAGCGAAGAGGACCUGACUGAAGCAAAGAACAAACUGGGAAGAAGUGGGCCAGCGAAGAGCAAGACGUUUGAAGUAAUGGAGGAGUGUGAGAAAAUGGGCAAAACUGCUCCCUCUGUGUUCAGCGGAGUGAGGUCAGGAGGGGAGACUGUUUUCAACACACGCUCAGCUCGACCUAUCAGGAAGUAACAGUGGACUUCCUCACUAUGCUUGGACAGCACCUGUUCCACGUUAAGGGCUUGGGAUUAGUUGUUCUCCAGCUGUUUGUGUGCUCUCAAGCUUGUGUUUUUGCACUCAGUUUUGUCUGGUUAUGAUAUGUUUUUGCACUUUUAUUAAGUUGAUAAUUAACUUCCUUAAACAGAAGAAUUUCUACGUACUGGUAAGCCAGUUUUCUAUUUCUGAAAUACAUAAUUUUGUUUAUUUAACCACUGUUGCAGUUUCUGUCACACCAGCAUUCACCCACUUUUUCAGGUUGCAGGGUGAUAAUGAAGGAACAUUAGAGCAAUACAACUGAAACCUUAGGCCUUUUUCACUUUCAUUUUGACUUGUCAUAGUAGGAAAAGCACAGCUGUUACUAAUGGUAUUAACCAUGCAUGGGUGGAUUUUGAGAGAAUGAGCCCCUGGGCACAGAUAUGCAAAAGGCCCCACCACCUCUACAACACAGGAGCAAGACACACAAACAUGCACGCUAACACUUUUGGCCCCUGAACCCGGGCCUAGUAGGCCCUUUCAGUAGUCCAUCCAAGUAUCCAUGGCGCCAUUCUGUUCCAGUAACAGUGGGUGUUUCUCAAUGUCAAGGAAGGAUCCUCAAGCGGACGAAUUUCAAGGACGCUACAUUAUCAAACCCCUUAUGAACUGCUCCAAUGUCAAGGAUCCUUCAAAUUCUACCGAGGACAGAGUCCUUCAUUCAGAAAAUUUUCAAGGAUGCAUGUGUGUAUCCUCUGCAGGUAUAAAAUACCCACAAUUCUUUGUGUAUGAUUUGCUGGAUGAAACUUUAGAUAAACAUGUCAUUGAUUUGGAUUAAUGUCUACAGGAGUUUUUAUCAUACAAGUGUGAACAAAUAUUGACAGAAACCUCAUAAUUUACACUUUACAAUGUGUCCACUGCAGAAUGAGAUUUUUUAAAAUAACGUGAUUUAGAUAAAACAUAAGUGUUUAAAGCAAUCAUUUACAGCAGUGAUAGAGCGCUAAGUGCCACAAGUUUCAUUUAGCCUGUUUUUUUUCUUUAUAAUCCAGAAAUAUAUUCUCCCUAGAAGUCAUAUGACUCUGAAAAUACUGCUACAUUUGUUCAAAUUUUACAACAUUAGAGAGCGCCAAAAUGAUCACAGUAACUGAAACCUCCUCAGUCUGCUGAAGGUUAAUGACAUACACCUAGGGACACUUGUUAGCCUGUUCCACUGUGUGUUCAUUGAAUACUAGGACAAGGACUCUCACCUUGCCUCUGGAGGAUCCUUCCAUGGACUUUGAGAAACACCGAGUGAGCCAGCACGCACAAUACCAGCAUCCUGAACAAAGCAGCUAAAUGGAAUUAAGCCAUUGUUAAUUUUAUUAAUUACACCUGUGCUUUUCCUGCUGUGACAAGACAAAAUAUCUUCUGUAAAAGACAAGGAGGUUAAAAAGAGAAGUCACAGCACCAUAUUGCCUCAUGUUACUGGGGUACAACAUGUGCAGUAAAAUCCGUUCUGCACUUUUCAAAAGGCUCAAUAGCUGGCACACUAUCAUAGAACAUGAGGAUGAUUGAUUCUUUUCAUUGUGGCAUCUGCAAUCUGACAUACAUUUGGAAAGAUAUAGGUGAGAAUAAGAAUCUUGCAAGUAUUGAAAAGAACCUUAAUAGAAGACCAAAGCAGAUCCUUUCUAUAUAAAAAUGUUCUACUGUGUAUCAGCUGCCAUCCAUGAGUGCAUCCAAAAAGCUCUGUUGGGCCAAACACAUUCAAAUGGGCUAAAAAUAAAAAUAGCUCACCAAAGUGAGCAGACAUCCCUCUAUUCAUAGCGCCAUCUGCUGUAACCCUCUAACAUCACAGCUCCAGUUACACUGCGCAUGUGUCAUACCCCAAAGCUCCCAUAGGGUUGAAGAGCGUGCCCCCUCUUUUGAAAAGCCUUGAUGAAAAAGGCCUAUCGUACAAUAGACUGGCAAGAAAAUACAUGUUGACAUUAAAAAUAAGUUGAAAUCUU
This is a messenger RNA of Epinephelus fuscoguttatus (brown-marbled grouper), 2368 nucleotides long. It is a transcript of the gene mustn1a, whose product is annotated as musculoskeletal, embryonic nuclear protein 1a. Gene Ontology annotation, cellular component: nucleus. The record is from RefSeq and is a predicted model, not a curated record. Lineage: Eukaryota; Metazoa; Chordata; Actinopteri; Perciformes; Serranidae. Bases 150 to 386 code for a protein of 78 amino acids. Gene Ontology annotation, biological process: tissue regeneration; chondrocyte differentiation; chondrocyte proliferation. The transcript has 3 exons.